AUGGCAUUUCGCCGAAGAAACAAGAGUUAUCCUUUCUUCAGUCAGGAGUUUCUUAUCCAAAACCACGCCGACAUCGUCUUCAGUUUGGUGAUUUUUGUUUUGAUUGGAUUGAUGUUUGAGGCAACAGCAAAAACUGCAAUACUUUUUAUUCAGCCCCAAUACAAUGUUACCACACUGACACCAGAUGGAGAAGUAACAUUGUAUCACUACGGAUGGAAGGACUGCGCCACCAUCCUCUUCUAUUUCUUUAUUACCAUCAUCCUCCAUGCCUUGGUGCAGGAGUAUCUGCUGGAUAAAAUCAACAGGCGUCUUCAUCUUUCAAAGAGCAAGAACACCAAGUUUAAUGAGUCAGGUCAACUGUGUGUGUUUUAUCUGGUGUCCAGUGUGUGGAGCUUCUACGUUGUCAUAACGGAAGGCUAUGUCCUGCAUCCCAACAGAGUUUGGGAAAACUAUCCACAUGCACACCUCAGGUUCCAGGUGAAGUUUUUCUACCUCACUCAGCUGGCCUACUGGCUUCAUGCUUUGCCUGAGCUCUACUUUCAGAAAGUGCGCAAGGAAGAGAUCUCUCGUCAGCUCCAGUACAUUGCCUUGUAUCUGUCGCACAUCUUGGCAGCGUAUGUUUUAAAUUUGACACCUUUGGGUCUGUUGCUGCUCGGCCUCCAGUAUUUGACAGAGAUGGUCUUCCACACAGCCAGACUUUUCUACUUCACUGACGAAAACAACCAGAAAUUGUUUGACGUAUGGGCGGUCAGCUUUGUGACUACUCGUAUGUGGACACUUACGCUCAUGUUUCUUGUCUUUGGAUUCGGUUUAGCACGUAGUGAUAACCAGGUGCUAGACUGGGAGACAGGCAAUUUUAACACUGUACUCAUAAGGAUGACUUUUCUUCUGCUUGUAUGUACGACACAAUCUUGGCUCCUCUGGAAGUUUAUCCGCUUCCAACUCCGGCGCUGGCGGGAGUUCAGACACGAGCAAGCUGUCCGCAAGAAGGCUGCCACCAAACAAGCCAUUCGGCCAAUGAAGCGGGACUCUCUUGGGCAUUAUGAAAAUGGAGUCCUAAAAGCAGAAAACGGAACGUCUCCAAGGAUCAAAAAACUCAAAUCUCACUAA
Molecule: messenger RNA, 1110 nt
Organism: Nerophis lumbriciformis (worm pipefish)
Lineage: Eukaryota; Metazoa; Chordata; Actinopteri; Syngnathiformes; Syngnathidae
Source: RefSeq, a predicted model, not a curated record